CCGAUUCGAAGUGAUGUGUCUAUGAAGUAGAUUAAAGCAAAGUGAUCGUUCCACAGCUUAUCGGAAAGAACGAAGUUCGUACGGGCAUCAUGAAGAGUAUUGCAACGAUUUUUGUGCUUUUGUGUGGGGCAGUGUGGGUCUGCGAAGGGCGACUUGUCUGCCACUACACCACUUGGUCCCGGUUCCGACCGGAUGAGGCCGCCUUCCAGAUCGAUGACAUUCCGGGCAAGCUGUGCUCGCACGUCGUGUACAACUUCCUCGGCGUUAACGAGACCUCGCAUCAGCUGGAGCUGCUGCAGCCAGACUACGACAUCGGUGAGCGAGCGCUCGAGCGGUUUGCGGCGCUGAAGGAAAAGUACCCGCAGCUGAAGCUACUGGUGGCCGUGGGCGGCUGGGGCCAUGGCGGGGCCAAGUUCAGCGAGAUGGCCAAGUUCCGCGAGCGGCGCAACCAGUUCAUCGGCAGUGUCGUGAAGUUCCUGCAUCACUACCGCUUCGACGGCAUCGAGCUGGUGUGGCUGUAUCCGGGUAAUUUUGACCGGGGCGGCGCCGUUGAGGACAAGGACACGUUCCUCUACCUGGUGACCGAGAUGGCGAAGAUCUUCCGGGAGGAGAAGAAGCAGUGGGAAGUGAUCGUGCAGGUGCCGCUCGAUGUGUCGCGGAUGGCGGCCGGCUACCAUCAGGAGGCCCUGUGCCAGGAGGCCGACCAUGUGCAUAUGAUCGGGUACGAUAUGCGUGGCUGGUGGAACAACUUCGCCGAUGUGCAUAGCCCCAUGGUGGCGCGCCCGCACGAUCAGGAGGUGCAGAGCUUCGAAAAGGUGAACGUUGGGGACGGUGUGGACGAUUGGCUGGCGCAAGGGUGCGCCCCGGAGAAGCUGGUGCUCGGGGUGGCACUGUUCGGCCGCACCUAUCUGCUGGACGAUCCGCUCGACAACACGAUCGGGGCGGUGACGAUAGGGGCGGGCGAUCCCGGUCCGUACACCAACGAACCGGGCUAUCUGGGGUACUGCGAGUUCUGCCAGAAUCUGACUAGCAGCGAGUGGACGCAGAAGUGGGACGAUGUCGGCAUGUGCCCGUACGCGUACACCGAGACCACCUGGAUCGGGUACGAGAAUCAGCGUUCGCUUGAGGCGAAGAUCGACUACGUCAAGCGGAAAAACCUCGGUGGUCUGUACGCGUUCUCGCUCGAUCUCGACGACUAUCGGGGAGAGUGUGGCGAUCCGUUUCCACUUACCCGCUUCCUGUCGCGAUACCACGACGAGACGAAGGUGAAGGAAUGGCACAUUUUCUCCUCAACCACCGAGAAAAAUCAGUCCAACGCAAGAUAACCUUAGUCAGUAGCUAUAGUAAAUCAAGCU
Messenger RNA from Anopheles coustani, 1355 nucleotides. RefSeq names its product endochitinase-like. The record is from RefSeq and is a predicted model, not a curated record. Gene Ontology annotation, molecular function: chitin binding; chitinase activity. The transcript has 2 exons. Gene Ontology annotation, biological process: chitin catabolic process; carbohydrate metabolic process. NCBI's taxonomy places the organism in Eukaryota, Metazoa, Arthropoda, Insecta, Diptera, Culicidae. Bases 90 to 1325 code for a protein of 411 amino acids. Gene Ontology annotation, cellular component: extracellular region.